UGUAUAAAAUUACUUUGUGGUGCACAAGUUGGUAUUCAAUUUCAUGUACAAGUACAUGUCGCCUUAUGUUCGUGAUUUCUUGCAAGUCUGCGGUUCUGAGCAGUUAGGGGCCUUUGUAUUUUCAAGGAACAGUGCAAGGCUCAGACUUUCUACGCAACUUCGUUUCAAUAAGGGAUUGUUUUGCCACUUACACGUAGCUACAGAAUUCUACCCUUGAAUCGGUUCUGUGGAGAUCUGCCAGUUUUCCGAUGCCAAGACGCCAUUAUGCUCUGCACUGGUUGUGAUGCUGUAGUGGAUAUUUUUGUAUAAAAAAAACACCCAUUGGAUAAAAUAGUCUUUUUCAUUGUUCAGCUAACUUGCAAUGUUUUAGGAAUGGAUACAUUUACUUGUAUCUUCUGAUGGGUCAUCUUGUCGCUUCACCGUAUCUUGAAAGCGAUUCCAUUGCAGCACUCUUCUGAAGUCUCGUCUGAUGAGCAGGAGCAUUUUAUACAAAAGGGAGGGGCUAAAUAUGUAGGCAGGACACCGAUGGUGAAUUCAGUCUCUCGAAAGAGCUCUGGAACUUGGCCGUGAAUCAAUCUGUCUUCAUCAUCUGUGAUACGCCACACUGAAUGGGAUAGCACCCAUGCAUCGCGUUAGCAUCAUGGACGACGACCCUAACCCUUUUACUUAUAGAACCAAUUAUAAAUAUCGCAAGAAGCAACCUUUUAGAUCCAAACUGAGCUCCUUGUUUGGGAUGGACCGUGCUAGUAAUCAGGGUGGAAAUGAAUCUCUGACUUACACAGCACCCAAGCAACCCAAGAAAGGAGGCAAAACACCAAAAGAGGGGGCGGCCCAAUCUUCGUCAGGGGGAGGACAGUCGGCCUUGUUACUAGCAGUGGCAGUCCAUGCAUACAGAUUUUCCAAUGGCACAUACAUCAAGCAUGGUAAGCUGGGAGCUGCCAUCUUGGGCAACCACACAGCUAACGAUUACAAACUUCUCCUGUACAUCAGCAAGCAGCAGCAGGUGACACAUGCCAGAAUCACACCGCAUUUUAUCUUCACAACACAAGCCAACAACUAUGCCACAUUUUACGAUGAGCAGCGGCAGAACUGGUCCAUCAUGUUUGAGUCGGAACAGAAUGCUGUCGACUUCGCCAAACAGGUGGGUUUGUCCAAGCUGAAUGCUUCCGGGGGCAUCACCAAGGGAGUCAUCCAGCAGGACCUGACAGUAGGCAUGGGGGAGCCAGUCAGUGAGGGAGACUCCGUGGAGGUCAAGUACACCGGAUGGCUGUAUCAAAGCAGGGCGUUUGGAAGCGUUUUUGACAGCAAUGCAACCGUUGACAAGGCAUUCCGUUUCAAGAUUGGCCGUGGGAAAGUUAUAAAGGGCUGGGAGGAAGGCGUGAUCUCCAUGAAGAAAGGUGGGCGCCGGUUGCUGCUGAUUCCCCCUGCGCUGGCCUAUGGGAAGAAAGGACUGGGCUCACGGAUACCAGCCAACUCCACGUUGAUAUUUGAUGUGGAGAUAAAAAAGAUCAAAGUCUCCAAAGACGAGACUGGUUCAGUGUCUUCAGACGCCAUGGAGGCGGCAUCUGCCUUGGCCAAUGAGCACCAUCGGGCAGCCUCACCAAGGGUGGACGGUGCAAGUAGCAGCGAUGAAGAAGAAAAGAUGCCGACACCAUCCAGCGCAAGCCACUCUAAACCACCAGUGCCAAGGAAAAUUAGCAGCGACGAAACCGUGAAGACGCGGUCAGCGUCCAUCACAGAACAGCUGUCCACAACCGCUCCCCAGAGCCCGGUGACCAGCAGUAAGGCCAAGCUGAUCUCCAGGAUGGCCAAGAUGGGACAACCCAUGCUGCCUCUACAGGGAGCUGCUGUAGCAGAGAGUACCGACGAUUCCGAGGUCGAUGAAAACAGUGCCUCGGACACCGGUUACACUUCCCCGCCACCGGUAUCCACCCACACCCACCCGCGUAGCAAGCCGGCUAAGACAGUACGCAAGCCGCCUACCAGCGUCAAGCCGGAGCACCAGCAUGCGCCGGUAGCCGACCACAUGACGCAGCAGGCCAGCAUGCAGAUGCACAUGCAGAACUCCACGCCGGGAAUGAUGCCGCAAAACACGCAAGCCAUGCCGCACUCACAUGCAGUGGCAGUCUACCAUCCUCAACAGCAACAACCCCAACAGCAGCAGCACCAGUUCCAGGCCCAGCCGCAGGUGCAACAGCAACCCAUGGCAAUGCCAGGCAUGGCAGGCAUGCAGGGCAUGCAGGGCAUGGCACAGCAACCAGGCUUUCAGUCCACAACCUUCCAUGGGAUGGGACCACAAUAUCCGUACCAGCAGCAGUACCCCGCCCAGACCACAGACCCCAAUCUCCUACUCCAGCAGCAGCAGCAAGCAGCAGCAGCUGUCGCUGCAGCCCAACAAACCCUACACCAGCAGCAGCAGCAGCAACAGCAGCAGGCAUUCGGCGGGGCUAUACUGACUGGCACCAGUCAGGCUUUGGUCCAGCAACCCCUGAGCAAAGAGCUGCCGGUCUUACUGUCGGAGUCCAGGCAGCAUCACUCGGAUCUUAAGAUGGUCAUGGACCUGGUGUCCGGCAAGAUUGAUAACCUUUCGACUAGGGUGGAAAAACUCAACUUCCAGUCUUCGGCGAGCGGCCAGUCAACCGCAGCCGUCCCAAAUUUAGAAGCCAACAUCUUGAUGCAGAACAUUGCCCGCAUCGUGCAAGAGAAUGAGAAGCUCAAGAAGGAGAACGUGGAGAAAGGCAGCAAGAUUGAGGCCCAGAACGAGAAGAUUGCAGAACUCAUCCAGAGGAAUCAAAUCCACAACAAUGUUAACAAGACAGUCAACAAUGACCAUGGCUAUGUCAAAAAGUUUGUUGAGCAGAGCAAUACCAUGAUGGAGAAGAGAAACGAUUCCUUUAAGCAGACAACAGCUCAGUCUCAGGCCAGGGUUCUGGAGAUGGAACAGGAAAAAGUUCAGCUGACGGCCGAGCUGAGCAAAGGCACAGCCAAGAUCAGCGCCCUUCAGAUGGAGCUAUCGGCAGUCCAGCAACGAGAGGGUGAACUCAAGAGUCAACUCAACCUGGGAAUCAACACCUCCCAGUCACAGUUGUCUGAGAUGGAAGUUAUGAGGGCUAAGCAACAAGAAUCGGACUGGAAAGUCACAGAGCUAACGAGGAACCUGAAGGAGGAGAAGGCGGAGAAGAAGUCUCUGAGCAACCGUCUCAUGGUCAUUGAGGAUGAACUCAACGAUCUCAAGAGUGAAAAGGAGAAUAUCGACAAGAAUCUAUCGGAGAGAAAGAAAAAGGCUGCCCAUGAAAAACAGAGGUUUGACGAGGAAAUGGAGGAGUUUAAGAAGCAGUAUGAGGAGGAGAUCAGUAGUUUACAGAACAAGCUGAGGUUACAGAAGUCAACCAAAGACAUUGCCACUGCUGAACAGGUUGCCCAGGUUGAGCGUGACCUUGAAUCCCAGUGGAAAGAGAGAUCAGAACGACUCCUAGCCCAGGCCACAGACAAACACGACAGGCUGUAUAAUGAACUCAUUGAUGAGAAAGACGCGCUUGCUAAGAAACUAGCUCAGACUGAGCAAAAGAUGAUUGCUUUGAGGUCUGGUCAAGGCGAAAUCAGAGAAGAGGCCAGUCAACUCAAGGAGCAGCUGUCGGAGAUGAGCGGCUGGAAAGAGAAGUACGACGGUUUGCAUUCCAACGCCUUGAGCAUGAAGGAACGCUAUGAGGAACGCAUCAAGGAACUGAUUCAAGACAAGGAGACGAGAGACGGUGCUGCAUCCCAGAUCAACAUCAUCGAUGAGGUCAAGAAGAUAAUGAACAGCGUUUACCACACGCUACGCAGCGAGUUUGAACCUGGAGGUAACUACAAAGGAGCGGACAUCCUGAACACCAUCAUGAACACCAUCAAGCUGGUGACCCUGAAACUUGUCAAAAGGUCAACAGGAGGCAGCACAGAAGAGGAAGAGGAAGAAGAAGAAGAAGAAGAGGAGGAGGAGGAGGAAGAAGAAGAAGAGGAAGAGGAAGAGGAAGAGGAAGAAGACAGCGAAGAAGAAGAAGACGAUACUGAAGAGGAAAAUGAGGAAGAAGAGCAGACACCGGUCCAUCAAGCUAAAGAGUCGCCUAAAAAGCCUACCCCUCCAGUCAAGGAAGCAGCCCAAGCUUCUGCCCCACCCUCUGCCUCACCCUCUUCCCCACCCCCUUCCGACCCUCCCUCCACCCAACCACCCUCCAUUCCAGCCCCGGCACCAGAUGAAGCAGAAGACAUCCCAGACCUUCCUGAUGUCCCAACCGUUGAGCCCCACGUCGAAGAAAGCGACAGUGAAGAUGAUGAAAACGAAGAUGAUGAAAACGAUGAGAAGAACAUCCCAGAAGAGGAUGGAGCCGAGGUUGCUACGGCAACCAAGGAGGCAGAGCCAGAAGAUGACCAGGAUGAGGGCGAUGCGGUCACCACGGAAACGAAACCAUCCCCGUCUCCCCAGCAACCAGAGGAUGAGGAGGAUGUUGACGGGCCAACAAGUCUCCCGCCCGAAAUGCCCCCAGAGGCCCUGCCCGAGCUGCCUCCAGAGGCCCCGCCCGAGCUGCCUCCAUCUGAUGAGGAUGGAGAAGAAAACAAAGAAGAGGAUGGAGAAGAAGACAAAGAAGCAGAAGAGAAGACAGCUGACCAAGAUGAAGAACAAGCAGCUGAGGUGAAAGCUGAGGUCCCUGAUAUGCCACCCCAGGACACCAUGGAUGAUCUACCGGACUUCACCCCCCAGGAUGCGACCACACCAGAUGACACAACCCCUGAGACUGCCCCACCCCCUGCAGCGUCUCCCCCACCGUUUCUGCCCAGCCUUCCUCCCGAGCUCCCUCCAGAAGACGAAGAGGAGCCAAAAGCCAAGAGUGCCAUGGAUGACAUCUUCGGUGAUGACGAUGAUGACGAGGAUGAAUUUUUCUCCACGCCUCCCACAAAGAGGAAGGAACUCAUCAAGAAAACCUCCACCACCAAACCAACAGACAAGAAAGAAGCCAAAGAAGCAGACUUCGGUGAUUCCCUCAAGUUGAAUGCCCCUCCACCUCUCUUUGGAUCUGAUGAUGAUGAUGAUGACCUAGACUGGCUGACCAGUAAGAAAUAAAGACAACCCAACUCAC
Molecule: messenger RNA, 5114 nt
Organism: Patiria miniata (bat star)
Lineage: Eukaryota; Metazoa; Echinodermata; Asteroidea; Valvatida; Asterinidae
Gene: fkbp15
Product: FK506-binding protein 15-like
Exons: 33
Coding region: 623-5098 (1491 amino acids)
Molecular function (GO): peptidyl-prolyl cis-trans isomerase activity
Source: RefSeq, a predicted model, not a curated record